Molecule: messenger RNA, 368 nt
Organism: Acanthocheilonema viteae
Lineage: Eukaryota; Metazoa; Nematoda; Chromadorea; Rhabditida; Onchocercidae
Source: the annotation of a GenBank genome assembly
AUGCGUCUUUGCCCACCUGUAGAUGAAGACGAUUCUCCAAAUCCAUCCAGCAGUGACCAAACAGCACCAGGUACCAAAUCAUCACUGAAGGAUACAGGUGAACAUGAUAACGAUGACAACUGCGACGGCAAAGGCAAACAGAGUAGUUCUGGUUCUUCUAUCAAAAAAAGCCGCAAUAACAAAGUCGAAUGUCCAGCACCUGUUGUUAGUAAUAAUGAUGUUAUCGUCGUUGUGGAAGAUCAUUCUGACCAGAUGGAUGAGUCCGAUAUGGAUUUGGAUUUGGUAGUACGAGAUGAAUGCAACGAAACGCAUGGUAUUUUUGCAUCAUAUUUAUCUAUUCUAGUAGUUUCUAAAUGCAUAUCAGAUUC